Condylura cristata (star-nosed mole) is the source of this 342-nucleotide messenger RNA. RefSeq names its product guanylate cyclase activator 2B (uroguanylin) (gene GUCA2B). Gene Ontology annotation, molecular function: guanylate cyclase activator activity. The record is from RefSeq and is a predicted model, not a curated record. The transcript is spliced from 3 exons. Lineage: Eukaryota; Metazoa; Chordata; Mammalia; Eulipotyphla; Talpidae. Gene Ontology annotation, cellular component: extracellular region. The coding region runs from base 1 to 342 and encodes 113 amino acids.
AUGGGCGGCAGCUCGGGGUCAGGGCUCCUGUCCAGGGUGGCUGUGGUCAUCCUGGUGCUGCUGCCGAGCACACAGGCAGUUUCCAUCCAGUACCAAGGCUUCCAGGUCCAGCUGGAGUCAGUGAAGAAGCUGAGUAACCUGGAGAAGUGGGUGCCCAGCCCCCGCCUGCGGGCCCAGACCGUCCUCCACUCUGUGUGCCACCACCCGGCCCUGCCGCAGGACCUCCGGCCCAUCUGCGGCUCCCAGGAAGCAGACAGCAUCUUCCAGGCCUUGAGGAUCAUCGCUAGUGACAACGACGACUGUGAGCUGUGUGUGAAUGUCGCCUGUACCGGCUGCCUCUGA